AUGGAGGUUUUAUACACCGUCCAGCUUACUUGGUCAAUGGAGUUGACGCCGGCCCACCGAAUCCUGGCUUUGGGGUCUACGAUUCUGCAGGUAGAAACGAGCACCACGGUGCCACUCAGCCGGAAGAGUGGUGUACGUGGCUCGUCACUGAUGGAGCUUGCGCUAGGAGAGGUUGUUGCUGACUGGGUUGCUUUCAAGGCUAGAGGUCGGGACAUGAGUCCAAAAGCAGUCUCGAAUUCAAACAGCAUUCUUGCGCCUGGUGUCGGCGUUUGCAAUCCUACGUUGACUAUUCUGGUCAUUGUUGUGGUCGGUUGGGUUCUAGGAUGA
Messenger RNA from Colletotrichum spaethianum, 327 nucleotides. RefSeq lists its product as uncharacterized. The record is from RefSeq and is a predicted model, not a curated record. Lineage: Eukaryota; Fungi; Ascomycota; Sordariomycetes; Glomerellales; Glomerellaceae. The transcript is spliced from 2 exons. The coding region runs from base 1 to 327 and encodes 108 amino acids.